This is a messenger RNA of Folsomia candida, 3034 nucleotides long. RefSeq lists its product as uncharacterized. The transcript has 6 exons. The record is from RefSeq and is a predicted model, not a curated record. Bases 546 to 1655 code for a protein of 369 amino acids. NCBI's taxonomy places the organism in Eukaryota, Metazoa, Arthropoda, Collembola, Entomobryomorpha, Isotomidae.
ACUCAUCCUCUUUUUUAUACAAUCUUGAGUAAAUGUUUCUUAGAGUGUGCAUAUAUUUUAUAUGCAUAAUUUAUAACGUGACAAUAGUUGUGCUAAGGUUGUUUCGUUCAGAUUUUUUUGCAACAUGUAAAUUUACAUAUUUUCACAUAUCUACUAAAUACACAUACUUAUGUAACUUUUAGUGCAAAACUCAGACCAGUACACAAAAAACAGCGACUUUGAAAAUUUAGCAUAAAAACGCUCCCUUUCCCGUUGCAGAAUAGAUGAGUUAAAGACCCUCCAAUCUAAAGCUUGAUUCCGGAGUGGGGCAUUUUGUACUUUAAAAAUUGCAAAAAGAAUUCGCACUUUUUGCAUACAGGCCCGACUUUUGCACUAAAACCUACCUAUUUGUAGUUAGUAUAUUUGUGGAAUUAUGUAUUGCAAAAAAAUCUGUUACGAACAAACCUGGUACACCCAUUGUGACAACGAAUAGAGUUCAGUGUUUCACUCCUUCAGGAUGACAAGGGAUGAAUUGUGCCAAAAAUAAUUACUAAAAAUCUGCAAUAAUGGUGUCGCGACAAAUAAUAUUAUUUUCCGUUGUCACCAUAUUGUUAUAUUUUUUGGCCGGCGUGAUAUUUCUGGUGCCCGUGAUAUCUCUAAAUUUCCAUCAAUUGGCAGAAAUAAAUUACACGUGUGACUGGAAUGCAAAGGUGGAAGAAGAAAUAAAAGCAAGUCCCGAUGUUGGCACAGCUAUAAAAAUUUGGGCGAAUAAAACGGGAUAUUUUGACUCAAAGAAAUUUUCAAAAAAUCAGACUUUGGACUACAACGAAUUGAUGAAUUAUUGGGAUUCUUUACCAAAAAUUGAGAUUGAUGGUGUUCCCGAGUUAAUCUUUAGUUUAAAAGUGGACUGUUUUAGUAACGACUCAGUCGUACAAUUUGUCUCGGAAACGAUUCUAAAGUUUCCGACGAUGCGGAGAAUGUAUAUCGACAUAUUAUUAACUAAUGGAUAUAGCUUCUGGCGGUUGAAAUUGCAAAAUUUCUGCUUCAACUUGACCCAUUCGAUUUACCUGCUUUGUUCACUGGCGGGGUUCGUCUGCCUGUGUGUCACGUGUGGUGGGAUCGAUACUGAAUUAUUUUGCCUCUUAAAUUUCGUUGGAUUGGAGAUGCUGCUAAUUUCGGGGGAAAUUAUUCAAGAAAUAAUUUAUCAGGAUGUUUUCCCUGAAGCGAUGUAUUUUGAUAGGAAUUAUUUACAAUAUUGUCCUACUUUAGAUUCGUUUUACAAAUUUGUCCCAACAUCGCAAGCCUUACUCUUAUCAGUUUUUAUUUUUAAGAGGAAACGUAUCGCGGAGAGUUCGAAAUUGCAAGUAUUUUUGUACUCUACUAUUUGCAUUAUUUUGCCGGCAGGGUAUUUCAGCUUGAUCUAUUUUUUACCAACAGAUUUGAGGAGUUACCAGUGUCAAGCAGGUCUCGAAGGGUAUUCCCUCGUUCGGGAAGCAUGGGUGUCUCUCGUUCAUAAAAAUGGAGCUUUACUCGUGUCAUUCGGGGUUACUUUAGUGUCAAGCUGUUUCGGCUCCAAAAUUUUUCUUGAAAAAGGUAAAGGGUUCGGAAAAAGUUUCUCCCCACUUACUCCUGCUGAAAAGGGAAAGCGCAUUUCUCGAAACCGUGAGAUGCAGUGACCUAGAUUUUUUUCUCAAACAUACCUUAGUAUGUGGUCUUUCCAUCACCCACGUCAACCAUGUCUACAACUUUUUGCUCAAAGAUAAGUUAUCAUUUUUCCAAAGUUGUUUUUGAUAUGAAAUUGCCCUUCUCUUGAACUUUCAUUGUUAGUUUCGCAGUUGUUCGUGAUUAUGGAUACUUGAACAUAUCCUACUUAAGUAUAUGCCAUUUGUUCUCCAAGACACCCAUAUCCGGAUUUUUAUCCAACUACACCCUCUUGCUCCAAACCGUUUUAUCCUGCCCUUAACUUAGCUCAAUGAUCGUUUUUGUUGUGUGAGUUGCAGCAACAUCCUGCUUGAAAACGACUGACUAACAGUUGGAAAAAAUUCCUUGUUUCCCAUGCUAUCAAAGUGUUUAGGUAGCUUUUUCCUCAUAAAAUUCUUUGCAUUGAUAUGUGCCAUAUUUGUGUAAUAUCCAGGGUUCUCACGCCACGCUCAAAGAAACACCCGCUACCAUAACUUUCGAUCUAAAUUUUGAGACAAGCGUGGAUGAUACAUCCGGUUUUUUCACGGUUUUAUGUCUCAUAUCUUGUUGGUUCAAUUUUGGAUAUAGCUGUACUGGUGAUUCAUUACUCCAUAGAAUAGGACAACCAAGUUCAUCAUCCUGUCUUUUUUUACCAAAAUCUCCACUUUCUUGAAACAUUUCUCCAAAUUAUAGAUGGUUAUCAAUGUUCCUAUGAGAUGUUAAUGUUUUGUGAGUUAGUUUAUAAGCUAUGUGACUCCAAUUCGUCGAUUUUGAAAAUUUCGGCUUCGUAGUGUGGUAAAUUCACGCGUUCAUAAUUUUUAAGCGUUUUGAGUCACUUAUGUAACUCUUUAGAACAAACAAGUACUGAACUUCCGUUUUCUGAUGAAUCUUGAGCACAAUUGUUAUUUUCCUAGUAGGUGACAUCUUCCUACGUAGAUUGGACCGUUUUUUGUAUAUGACAAAAUUUCUGCUGGUCCGUAGCCUAACAGUUUUCCAACCACAUCAUAAUUCCUCCGAAUUUUCCUAAAUUUUUAAUUGUUGCGUAACUAAGGUUUUUACCUGAUAUCUCGGACGAUCACGAUCGACCUUUCUUAUUGGAGUACUCACGUUAAAAUUUUCAAAACAGAAUAUUUACAGGUUCAGAAAUUAUAGCUGAUUAUUGCACCGCGCGGGUCAUGAAAAUUGACUGGGGAGAAACUUUUUCCGAACCCUUUAAGUGCAUUCUGAAUUCUAAAUUAAGUAAACGAUACCAAAUCCAGAGCUAACGAGUAAAGUUUAUUUUGCAUAGUUUGCUUAAUUCAUAGAUCAUUUUUGUAUUUAAAAAAAUGCAAACAUGAUUUUUGCGAGUGUAUAUUUUUUUCCUGAAUUUUCAAAA